CCAGUUACCCAGACUCAGCCCACCCCCAACUUUGGGGGUUCAGGAGACAGCCAUGAUGCUCAACUGGAAGCUACUGGGGGUCCUGGUCCUUUGCCUGUACGCCGGAGGCAUCUCGGGCAGCGGAGACCACCCCUCUCUCCCACACACAGAGGCCCGAGAGGAGGAGGGCUCCCCACCAUUGCCUCAUGGCCCCCCAAUCCCCGGUGACCCCUGGCCAGGGGUACCCCCUGUCUUUGAGGACCCCCCACCUCCAGGCCCCAAUCAUCCCUGGAGAGACCUGCCUGAAUCUGGAGUCUGGCCUCCUCAGCCGCCUACAAACGAUCCCCCUCAACCUCCCCGGCCAGAUGACCCCUGGCCGGCAGGACCCCAGCCUCCAGAAAACCCCUGGCCUCCUGCCCCUGAGGUGGACCACAGAUCUCUGGAGGAGCCAGACCUUGACCCACCCCGGGAAGAGUACAGAUAAGGGGAUUCCCUAGAGGCGUCCUGGGCCUCCAGGCAGAGUGUACCCAAGCCCAUCUCUACCCUUCUGAUUCCCCUGAAUUCUCCCCAAUUUAGCCUGACUCCUUAUUCCCUUCCUCAUUCUUUCAAUUUUAUUCUGAACCCUGAAGUGUCAUUCCCAAUAUUUUCUGCCCCCUCUUGAGAUCCAUACUCAGUCCUCACAUUUCCCCUCCUUUUUUCUCUCAGAGCUGAAGCACACAGCUCUACCUCGUGUUCAGUCCUCUCCCUGCUAC
Molecule: messenger RNA, 731 nt
Organism: Ceratotherium simum simum (southern white rhinoceros)
Lineage: Eukaryota; Metazoa; Chordata; Mammalia; Perissodactyla; Rhinocerotidae
Gene: PSORS1C2
Product: psoriasis susceptibility 1 candidate 2
Source: RefSeq, a predicted model, not a curated record